This is a messenger RNA of Arabis nemorensis, 1248 nucleotides long. The record is from the annotation of a GenBank genome assembly. Lineage: Eukaryota; Viridiplantae; Streptophyta; Magnoliopsida; Brassicales; Brassicaceae.
AUGAUUCUUCGUGCAGCUGCAAAAUGUUCAAGAGCAGUAGCUACAACGAUUCGUGGCCGUACGAUCACCGUUAGAAGCAGCCUUGUUCGAUACUCGACGCCGUUGAGAUCGAUUCACGGCGAAAUCAGUGUACCAAACACGAAUCAUGUUGCUAUUCAGAUGGUUAAUUACGCUCUUUCUCACGCUAGGUCACAAAGAUCAGAUGAAUCUUAUGCUCAAGGUAUGUUAGUUCUUGAACAAUGUUUUGGGAAUCAAUCGAAUGAUGAUCAGGCUUCUCAAGAUUCUAAAGCAACAGUCUUGCUUGCUAUAGGCAACAUUAAUGAGGCCAUUGAACGCCUCAAGCAAGUCAUGACUCUGACACUGUCGUCGUUGGCUAUUAGAGCUGUUGCCGUGGAAGCCCUUGUUGGUUUGCUGAUUCAGACAGGACAGGAUGAUGCUUCAUUGAAUGUUGCUGACGAAUUUCUGGAAUUGGUUAAAGAGAGAGGCAAUGAUGAGAAUCUUCUGGAUGUGGUUGCUAUAGCUAAAGCGAUCAAAGGCCUCGCUGAGCUUGUGAAAGGAAGUAUUGAAUCCGCCGAAUCUUUAUUUCGAGGACUUGAAACUCAUGAAAUCUGCAAAGGUAACAUUGCACUUUCGUAUGGUGAAUUCUUGCACGCUACUGGGAACUUUGAAAUGGCAAAGGAGAUGUAUCAAAAGGCAAUUCAAGGAGUGGCAGACACCAAAGAAUCUAUGUCUUCUUGUAACAUGAAUUUGAAGGCAGUCUCGUUGGCAGCCAAAUUUGCUCUUGGGCAGCUCGAGUCACACAUCGGAAACUUUGGUGAUGCAGAGGAGACACUCACAAGCGCAUUAACAAGCGCUGAGGAACACUACGGACACAAUCAUCCUAAGGUUGGUGUGAUUUUAACCGGAGUAGCUUUGAUGUACCGAAACAAAGCAAAGCAAGAACGCUCGAGUUCUAUCUUGAUUCAAGAGGGACUCUUCAGAAGAGCGUUGGAGCUCAUGAAAGCACCACCACUGGAUUCAGAAGGGAUAAUAAACAUGGAAACUCAAGAAGUAAUGGCUCUAGCAAGAUGCGGGUACGCGGAGCUACUACUGAUUCAAGAGAACAGAAAAAGCGAAGGAGAGAAAAUGAAAUCAUGGGCUGAAUCUGCAUGGAGAAACAAACGCAUCUCUCUCUCUGAGGCAUUGACUCUCUCCGAGCCAUUAGGUAAAGUAGCAAUCAUAGAUGCUCGCACCACUCGUGUCCUCUAA